AUGGGUAUAGUUGUGGAUAGACUGAAGGGUCGCAAACCGUCUCAAGUCGUGGACGACCUUCGUCCUGUUGAAGAUAAUGACAAUGUAGCAGCAGAGUCAGAGAAAAAUGCGCCAAACCAGAGCAAGGAGGUUGAGCAGCACCCAGAUGAAAUUACCAAGGAAGCUCAGAUGGGUGUUCAAAAGGCCGAGGCCGUUGCACUGGUCUGGAAUAAGAAGGCAGUCUAUAUCACCUAUGGAUGGAUCUGGAUUUGCUACUUUAUGCUUUCCUUCCACGAGUACAUCGGCACAAACGUAAUUUACUAUGCCUACUCAAACUUCAACUCCGCACCACAGAUUACAACCGCCAUGAUCCUCGCAACUAUUGUAGGUGGUGUCCUCAAACUACCCAUUGGUAAAAUGCUCGGUCUUUGGGGCCGCGCCGAAGGUCUGAUGGUCUUCCUUGGUGUGUACAUCAUCGGCAUGAUCCUCCUCGCCUCUUGCACGGGCCCAAAUUCCUUUGCUGCGGGCUACGUUUUCUACUGGGUUGGAUUUGAUGCUAUUUAUCUCAUCUUGGAGAUCUUUAUCGCCGAUACAGCGGGUAUGCGGAAUCGUGCUUUCGCUUUCGGCUUCUCCACUACGCCUUAUAUCUGUACCGCUUUUACAGGUCCUCUGGCUGCAAGCUCAUUCCUCAAAACUGGAGGCUGGAGAUGGGCUUAUGGCGCUUUUUGCAUUAUUCAGCCUGUUGUCUUUGCACCUUUGAUUAUGACUUUCAAGUACUAUGAGAAUAAGGCAAGGAAGCAAGGGCUCUUGGUACGAGAGAAAAGUGGCCGAACCUUGCUACAGUCUAUUAUCCACUAUAUUCACGAAUUCGAUGUUAUUGGAGCCUUGAUUUUAAUGGCUGCUUUUAUUCUCUUCUUACUGCCUUUCAGUCUCGCAUCAUACGGCCGUGCACAGUACAAGGAUGCCUCAUUUAUUGCUGAGGUAGUUGUUGGAUUCUUGUUGUUCUUCGUAUUCGCAGCAUGGGAGAAGUGGUUUGCGCGCAAGCAUUUCAUCCCUUACUACUUUCUCCGCGACCGCACUAUUCUCGGCGCAUGUUGUGUGUCGGCAAUCCUCUAUUUCAGCUUCUACUGCUGGGACAGUUACUUUUACUACUUCAUCAUGGUAGUCUACAACCUCGAUGUGAAACUGACAGGAUACGUGACGGCCAUCUACACCAUCGGCUCAUGUUUCUGGUCUCCCAUCUUUGGAUUCUGGAUCCGCUGGGUAAAGGAAUUCAAGUAUACCUGCCUCUUCUUUGCCGUUCCUCUCAUGUUCUUGGGUGCAGGCCUGAUGAUCCACUUCCGUGGUCAAGAUUCAGAUCUUGGUUACGUGAUUAUGUGUCAAAUUUUCAUCGCCUUCUCAGGUGGAAUGUUGGUUAUUGGUGAAGAAAUGGCUGGUAUGUGUGCUUCUGAUCGUGAUAAUAUCCCCAUCAUUCUAUCCAUGAUUGGUCUGUUCUCAAGUGUUGGUGGUGCUAUCGGAUACGCUGUUGCUGCUGCCAUCUACACCAACACCUUUCCUCAGGGGCUGCGACAAGCACUUCCAGCAAGUGCUCAAGCCGAUUGGCAGACUAUUUACCUGGGUGGUUACUCCUCGCAGCUGGGAUAUGCCCCUGGAACGGAUGUACGUGAUGCGAUCAACUUUGCGUGGGGUUAUACGCAAAAGUACGAAUCCAUCGCAGCUACCUGUUUGAUUGUUUUGUUGAUCCCCUCAAUCUUGGCUUGGAGGCAUUAUCGGGUGGAUAAGGAGCAGAACAAGGGUGUGACGAUGUAA
This is a messenger RNA of Penicillium malachiteum, 1788 nucleotides long. RefSeq names its product MFS general substrate transporter. Gene Ontology annotation, molecular function: transmembrane transporter activity. NCBI's taxonomy places the organism in Eukaryota, Fungi, Ascomycota, Eurotiomycetes, Eurotiales, Aspergillaceae. Gene Ontology annotation, biological process: transmembrane transport. The coding region runs from base 1 to 1788 and encodes 595 amino acids. The transcript has 3 exons. The record is from RefSeq and is a predicted model, not a curated record.